Messenger RNA from Dunckerocampus dactyliophorus (ringed pipefish), 3156 nucleotides. RefSeq names its product receptor (TNFRSF)-interacting serine-threonine kinase 1, like (gene ripk1l). The transcript has 11 exons. NCBI's taxonomy places the organism in Eukaryota, Metazoa, Chordata, Actinopteri, Syngnathiformes, Syngnathidae. Gene Ontology annotation, biological process: protein phosphorylation; signal transduction. Gene Ontology annotation, molecular function: ATP binding; protein binding; JUN kinase kinase kinase activity. Bases 165 to 2198 code for a protein of 677 amino acids. The record is from RefSeq and is a predicted model, not a curated record.
AUCGACUUGUAGGACUGGUUGUAGUUUGUAGCCUCUUUUUUUCUACCUUCAAACGUCAUUUCAGCGAAUCCAGGAACUAGCUGGAAUACAGAAAGCAUCGCACAGAAGUUUUGAGCAGCUUUCCCGGUGUGUUUUUUUUUACGGAGGAACGUCUACUCCGGGUCAUGGCCACCGCGCCGCCGUCUUCGCUCCAGCUGAGAGCGAGCGAUGUGAUCCGAAAAGAGCACCUGGACGACGGAGGUUUCGGAGAGGUUUACUUGUGCUACCACGCCACCCUGGGACAUGUAGUGAUGAAGACCAUGUAUACUGGUCCUCUUCGAAAUGAGGAGAGCAAAAGGUCCCUGCUGGAGGAAGGGAGCAUCAUGGCGAGCCUGAACCAUGAGCGAGUGGUCAGGUUGCUGGGUGUCAUCAUGGAGGACCGAGGCUGCUCUCUCGUCAUGGAGCUGAUGCCCCGGGGCAACUUGUUGUCCAUGCUGGAGAAGGUCACUGUGCCCGUAUCAAUCAAAGGGAGAAUUAUCGUAGAGAUUUUGGAAGGGCUGGUGUACCUCACCAACAGAAAAGUCAUCCACAAGGACAUCAAGCCAGAAAACAUUUUAAUUGACAAAGAUUUUCACAUAAAGAUUGCGGACCUUGGCCUUGCCACCUGCAAGACAUGGAGUAAACUCUCCAAGGAGGAGUCAUACAAAAAGAGUCGAAUGGGCUUGUCAAGCAGGACUAGGGCCGCAGGUACGCUCAGCUACAUGGCCCCUGAGCACCUGGAGAGCAUCCACGCCAUCUCUACAGAGAAAUCGGACGUUUACAGCUUUGCUAUUGUGGUUUGGGUCAUCAUCACAGGCAAAGAGCCGUAUGCGAAUGCCAGGAAUGAGGAUCAAAUCAGCCAGUGUGUCCGCAAUGGCGACCGUCCGGCAAUGGACCUUAUUCCUGCCAACACGCCUGCAGAAAUCAUUCAGCUCAUGGAGAGGUGCUGGAUUCACAACCCACUGCAAAGACCUACAUUUCAAGAGGGCUACAACCUUUUUCAUGUUUUCUACAUCGCAAAGCUUAAACCGUACGUGGAGACAGAUUUAAUUCAACUACGGACUACAUAUGAAGGCCCGGAUGAACUUGUGGACAAGAUGAAGUCUUUAUCAAUAACUGAUGAAUUGUUUUCAACAGAUUGUCCAGCAUUUUUGGAGAGCACAGACAGAAGUGCUUCUGGACCGGUUGAAGCAAGUAUUGAGGACAUUCAUGGUAUUCCAUCCGAGCCUAAUGUGGAGUCUGUGGAGCCUUGCAUUGAGACUGAUGCAGAGGCGUUUAGAGGUUCCUCCUUGGAGGACAAACUGCAACAGGAGUUAGACUACCACAGACAUGGCAGCUACAACUGUGGGAACCAUCCAGACUCUGUCAACAGCCAGCAACAACACAACUCUGAUAAUCUCCUACAUCAUACUGUCCGCCAGCCGGAACAAAACACACCUUUUGUGUCCUCUGUCCAUUCCUGGACAAAAGUGGAACCUGUGCAACCAAGCAGCCAGAAUGAUGCCCGAUAUCAUCCCGCUCGUCUCAAUGAGUCGAUGACCGCUUCCACACAGAGGUCAUCCCCCUCGCCAAUAUCUGCCAGCAUCCCUUCUCUACCGCAGCUUAAUCAGCAACAUCCAGAUUCCCACUAUUUACGACAACAGUCCUGGCCUGCUUCCUCAUUGGCCCAAACUACUUACCCGGACUACACUUCUGGGUUCACCAACAACUUUAAGGGUGGUGCUGCUUCAGAUUCAGGACCUCUUUACAUUUGCAACGCCAGGGGUAUCCAGAUCGGCAACUAUAACAGCCUCAAUAUCCACAACCAUGACUGCCCUCAAAGUGUUAUAUCUCUUCCUGGUAACAACAUGUGGACCAGUUCUCAGCUCAAAGAAGGAAUCCUGAAAUAUGAGGACCACCCCGUGACAGUAGAGCACUUGGAUGUACUGAAGAAACACAUUGGUGCCAAAUGGAAGUGUUACGCACGCCGCCUGGGUUUGAGCGAUGUGGAAAUAGAGACCAUUGAACACGACUUCUUCCUGGAUGGCCUGCCCGAGAUGGUGCAUCAGACACUGCAGCACUGGAAAAUGAAGGAAGGGAGUAUCGGCUGCACGGUCGGGAAGCUCUGUCGCGCUCUCGAAGGCGUCAUCGAUGUUCACGUCAUUCAGAAAAUACUGAACAUAUGUGGUUCCAGUUGCUAGAUUGAAUGGAACUCUCUUUCAGUGAAGAACUCGCCUAAGAUUUGUCUCUUUUUAAUGAUUGCUUUUCUGAAAUCUAAAUGUUUGUCAUACUCAACAUCAACUCUUAUUUGUUUGCAGCGGCGUAGAAAACUGAUGGGCCAGUGUCAAAAUUAAACAUUGAAUUUUAGUCAGUCAAAUCCAUUCAAAUUUACAUGUGUACAUGUAAUACUUGCUCGUAAAACUGCAUGUAUGUAUGAAGAAGAAAUCAUGGCCAGAAUUUACAGGGAAAAAAAAAAAAGUUUGCACUACUCCCACCCUUUAUACCCAUCUUUGUUAUUUCAACUGCUGAGUUUUUUUUUAAUCAUCAUGCUGCUUUUUAAAUUAAAGUUUUAAAUGAAAGUUUAUGAAGAAUAUUAUUGCUUCAACACCUUCAAAUUUGCAUAGAUGAAUCAGUUAUACACGAACUGGAGCCUUGGGUGUGCACAGGUUAAUCUUUUGCACACCUACAGUAUAUCUCUUUCUCCCGCAGAUGUGGUGUUCCCCAGGGUCUGGCUCUCAGUACCUUGUAAUUCUCAAUCUAGAUGCUAAUAUUCAGAGGGGAUAUACACAAUCAAAUUGUGUAAUUAUUAUUAUAAGGGACCAAGUUUGAUCAAAUUAUGUGAGAUAUGCUCUAAUUGUUUUUAAAACUCUUUUACUGCCAUUGACGUCAUGACAAACCAAUAAAGUCCAUAUCCUGUAUGUAGAUUUUAGCACUUAUCUGUUGUAAACUUCAUCAAACUAAACCAACAAAGGCUUGCUGUGUGUUGAAUACAUGACAACCCCUUGACAACAGUAAUCAUUAUCAUGAAACAACACUGCUGGGAAUGCCCGAUAAAGCCAAGAGCUUCAAUAAUAAAAUAUAAGGCCAAGAUUGCAUGAUUAACAGUAAAUGGAUAAUCCCAGGUCGAUAAUUAGCGUUUAUUAUAAUGACAGAUUAACU